AUGAGUAAAGUGGAGGUCGCUGGAGCGCCGCUGGACGCGCGCAUACUCGCGAGCAUCCUGUCAUCGAUGGGCAUCGAAGAGUAUGAUGAUCGCGUCAUCCACCAACUACUGGAGCUUCUCUAUCGCUAUGUUGCAGAGGUCUUGACAGACGCGCGGGACUUGUCAGAACACGCUCAUCGUGGCCAGGGCAAAGUUAGUCGCACUGGUUCUGGAGUUAGCGCAGCUGCUGCAGCUGGUGACAUGGCUGAGAUCGACGUGAACGACGUGAAGCUAGCUAUUGAACUCAAGCUACAACGAGAGUUCGUGCAGCCUCCACCGCGAGAAGUGCAGAUGCUUCACGCUCGUGAACUGAAUGCGGUUCCCCUGCCUGUAUUCAGAGGCGAUCGCGAUACAGUGGAGCUCCCGCCCGAGGAACUCCAACUCACCGCUCCGGUUUUCCGGGUGACGGCUCAGAAGAGGAAACGGGAACUCAAUAAACGAGCAUUGCCAGUAGCCACAGACGGAGGCGGCUACUCAACCGUGCUCGCAGUGUCCGACGCAGUCAACCAGCGAGUCGCCAUCGUGACGCAUGCGCACAGCGAUACCGCUGGUAACUUGGGCGACAGUCCGCAAACGCGGAUGAUUGAAUCGGAACCUCUAGCGGAGGAGGCAUUUGCGAGAGCAUCGCCUUCUGUUGAUGAAUCGUCAGAGCAUGAGGAAGCCAUGGUGACGAAUUCGCCGGAGGCGGAUCCAGAGCGCACCGGGGAACCGAGCAGUGCGCCCACAGCCGCUGCAGAUGCCGCCAGAGCGGAACCAGCAUCCCGUCGAUCGCGUCGUCGAUGA
Messenger RNA from Cyanidioschyzon merolae strain 10D, 822 nucleotides. Its product is annotated as TATA-box binding protein-associated factor 9. Bases 1 to 822 code for a protein of 273 amino acids. The record is from RefSeq and is a predicted model, not a curated record. NCBI's taxonomy places the organism in Eukaryota, Rhodophyta, Bangiophyceae, Cyanidiales, Cyanidiaceae. Gene Ontology annotation, molecular function: RNA polymerase II general transcription initiation factor activity; transcription coactivator activity; protein heterodimerization activity. The transcript has a single exon. Gene Ontology annotation, biological process: RNA polymerase II preinitiation complex assembly; DNA-templated transcription initiation. Gene Ontology annotation, cellular component: transcription factor TFIID complex; SAGA complex.